AUGCCCGCCAAGACGAUCCCAGUUGGACGCGACGCGACAGAGGAGGAGGAGAGCAUCGUCAUCAGCGGCAUCUCGGGCCGCUUCUCCGACUGCCUAGACAUCAACACCUUCCGCCGGCGGAUCCUCGCCGGCGAGUGCCUCAUCCGUCACGACAGCAGCCGAUGGCCAGUCGGCCUCUACAACCUGCCCACCGGCAUGGGCAAGGUGCCGCAGCUGGAAGACUUCGACGCCGACCUCUUCGGCUACAGCGACGACCAGGCCGACCUGAUGGACGCCCAGGACCGGAUCAUGAUGACGGAGGCCCACUCGGCGCUGCUCGACGCCGGCAUCCUCCCCGAGGCGAUUCGCGGCACCCGAACCGGCUACUUCUGGGGCAGCUUCGUCGACCAGGUGCAGUCGGCGCUGAAGGACGACUUCGAGGCGAAGGGGAGCAUCUUCCAGCACCACGCCUCGCGCAUCCACGAGGCCCUCGACCUGAAGGGGCCCGCCUGCUGGCUGGAGAACGGCUGCGCCACCAGCCUGACGGCCCUCCACCUGGCGGUGGCCUCCAUUCGAAAUGGCCUCUGCGACCAGGCGCUGGUCGGCGGGGUGAACAUCACUCUCGACCCGACGAAGGUCAUGUGGCAGGUGGACUUUAACACGCUCUCGCACGACUCCACCUGUCACGUCUUCGAUGAGAAGGCCACCGGCUACGUCAAAGGCGAAGGCGCCAUCGUCCUGGUAGUGCAGCGUCGCUCCCAGGCCAAACGCGUCUACGCCGAGGUGCUGGGCAUGCACUGCAAUGCCGACGGCUACAAGGCCGACGGCUUUACACAUCCUGGCUGGGAGACGCAGCGCGACCUGAUGCUCGCGGCGAUGCGCAACGCCGGCAUCAACGGCGCCGACCUCGCCUACUUCGAGGCCCACGGCACCGGGACGCAGGCGGGCGACAAGUGCGAGCUGCGGUCCAUCAAGGAGGCCAUCGCCGUGGAUCGCUCCACUCCGCUGAUGAUCGGCUCCAUCAAGAGCAUCGCCGGGCACGCAGAGGCUGCCUCGGGCGGCCUCGGCUGCCAGUGGCCGUCCAUGGCGAGGGAGAUGAUGGCGCUGCGGCCCUUUGCCAACUCCAUCCACCACUGCAUCAAGUACCUCAGUUCGCUGGGCUACGACGGGGCGCUGAUGCGCCGCUUUCUCUUGGAAGAAGAUCAGAAAGAAAUCGAGGAGGAGGCGCAGCCCAUCGUCCUCUCCAUCGUCGUCGUGCAGAUCGCCCUCGUGGACACCCUCCAGGCGCUGAACAUCACCCCCGAGGGCAUUGUCGGUCACUCGGUGGGCGAGGUGGCGGCCGCCUACGCCGACGGCUGCCUCAGCCGCGAGGAGACCCUCCAGAUUGGCCUCACCGUGGAGCGAGAGGUGUUUGCGAUGCGCGCCCGCACUCCCGGUGUCAUGGCCGCCGUGGAGCUGCCCUUCGAGGAGGCGCUCUCCCUCCGCUUCGGCACCGUGGACGUCGCCUGCGUCAACGCCGUCGACCUGGUGACCAUGGCGGGCAAUGAGGCGGACAUGGAGCGGCUGAUUAGUUUGCUUCAGGGGCGUGGCAUCUUCGUGCAACGGAUCGCCACCAAUCGGCUGACCACGCACACCCGCUUCCUGCGGAACUCCUUUGAGCGCACCUUCAUGCCCGCCUUUGAGCGACUACAAAUUAAGGGCCGCCCACGGACCGCCCGCUUCCUCUCCACCUCCUUCGAGGAGGCCGACUGGGCGGGCAGUGAGCUGUGCCGCCGCCCAGGCGCCGCCUACUUUGGCCGGAACAUGCUCCACGUGGUGCGCUUCUACCAGGCCCUCAGACACGCCCCCCGCCAGGCGCUCCUCCUCGAAGUGGGCCCCAGCUCGCAGCUGCGCUCGCCGAUCAGCCGCAGCUUCCGCGCCGAGGAGGACAUUCGCUACGUGGGCCUCAUGCGAAGAGGAGGAAAAUCAGCAGCCACAGUGGACAACAUCAGCCACUUCCUGACCGCCCUCGGCCAGCUGUACGCCGCCGGCCAGCCAGUCCAGCUGAAGUGUCUCUACCCCGCCGUGUCCUACCCCGUCUCCCGGCACACCGAGUUCCUCUCGCCCAUCUUCCGCUACGACCACUCCAAGCCGCGCUUCGUCACCCGCUACCCGCAGUACUUCUGCCCCAGCAAGGCCACCCGCUCCGUCUACACCGAGGAGGUCUCCCUGGCCACCCACCCCCACUUUGCCGACCACGCCGUCGACGGCCUGGUCCUCUACCCGGGCACCGCCUACCUCUACCUCGCCUGGCGGGCGGUGGCCAGCUGGUACGCCGCCCCUGACUACCUCGCCUUCCCCGUCGACCUGCGCAAGGUGAACAUCAGCCGGGCGACGAAGCUGUCGCAGGCGGCGGUCACCACCUUCAGGUGCCACUACUUCGCCGACACGGGCGCCUUCACCGUGGAGGCAAACGGAAGUGUCUGCGCCACCGGACUCAUCUUUCCGCUCGAUCCCAAGUUCAAGUUCAUCAAGCCUGUUGAAGAGCCGAAGAAGAACAGCAACUCAAACUCUGAAACUCUCCUCCUCGACAGCGAGUCCUUCUACCGCGAGCUUCACGUCCGCGGCUACCACUUCGGCAAGGCCUUCCAGAAUGUCCUCCAGAUUCGCGACGACUCCUCGGCGGCCGUGGUUCGCUGGACCGACAAUGUGGUCACCUACCUCGAUGCCGUCCUCCAGAGCUCGGUCCUCACGCAGACGCUCCGCCUGCUUUAUGUCCCCACGCUGAUUGAGUCGAUGCAGAUCGAUCCGCGGGCGAUCCAGGCGGGCCUUCGUUCAUCAAGUGAGUUUGGAGCAGGAGAAGCUUUGCAUGUGAGCGACGUCCGCCUCGACCGCGCCUGCAAGCUGAUUCACGCCGCCGGCGUCCAGGUGCUCAAUGCCUCCUUCAAGCCCAUCGCCCGGAAGGUGGAGGAGCUGGGCAACGCCGAACUGGUCAUUGAGAGUCACGAGGCGAUCGGCUACGACGAGGCGGACGGCAUUGAUCGCGAAACACGGGCCACCAUCAACCGCUACGUCGAGGACAUUGAGCAGCUGUUAAACAGCAGCCCCGGCGGCGAGAAGAAGCCCCAGCUCAGCGAGGCUCAGUUGAAGGCGAAGAACUGCGGCCUGUGGCUGGCGGUCAGCCGCGCCGACCCGGUGGCGCUGGCCACAGCCGCCGCUGGAUCGGCUGGUCGUCGAUGUCCACUUCCGCCCUCGCCCGUCUUCACCACCGAGCUGGAGUGCGACCUCCUCCACUCCACCUUCACCUCCGACCGCCUCUUCCGCACUCAGCUGGACGUGGUCGUGGAGAACAUCAACCUCUACAAUAAGCUGAACGUCCUGGAGAUCAACACCAGCGCCCAGCUGCUCUACCCGAAGCUGGUGAAGAUCAUCGGCCGCCCGCUCUUCAGCUUCAACAUGGCCAACCUGAUCUACUCCAUCGCCCACCCCGAGGUGGCCGCCCUGCCCGAGGAGAUCACCGGAAAUCACCUUCUGACCUUUCACCCCUUCGAGGUGGCCAAGUCCCGCUUUCCCUACCGGGAGAUGGACCAGCAGGAGCUGAUCAUCUACCGCGACCCUGCGGUGUCCCUGGACCAGCUGGCCACGCGCAUCGACUACGACAUGCUCCUCCGGUCGGUGGAGACGGCCCUCGCUCCCAAUGGCUUCCUCCUCGCCGCUCUCCGCGAAUCAGUUCACCCCCUGGAGGCCCUUUUCACCCCCUACCGCAGCGAGUCCUUCCACCUUCUCCUGGAGCAGUUCAUCAAGUUCGCCGAGGAGGCCGGUCUGACGUACGUCGGCCGCAAGUCGGACGGCUUCACCGCCUGUACGGUGCUCUUCCGCAAGGUCGACCACGUGGAGGUGGCCCGGCAGAAGGAGGAGGUAAUCGAGAUCAGCAACGACAACCUUGACUGGCUGGAGGUGCUCAAGGCGGCGAAUCGAAACGAGGCGGUGGAUCGCAUUUGGAUCCACUCGAGCGAUCCGCUCUCCGGCAUCGUCGGCCUGACGCGCGGCCUGGCGAAGGACAUCAGCCGCAACAAGGCGAAGUACCUCUUCUUUGAUCAGAGGGAGAGUGGGAUGACCCUAGAGAAGGCCCUUCGAAUUGCCCGUCGAACGCAGCUCCUGCAGAACGCCUUCAUCGAAGACGGAGGGAAGGUGGUACUGGCCAGCUACCGCCACAUCACCUUCUGCGAGACGCCCGAGCUGAGAGAGGGCGUGACGGAUUUUGAGCUCCGCCAGACCAAAACCGGCGACCUCUCCUCUUUCCGCCCUUUCGUGAAACAGCCGCUCAGCUCGCUGGGCUUCGAGGGGGCGAUUAAACAAGACAAGGCCGCCGCCUGCACCAUCUACAAGCUAGGCCCUGAGGGCCUUUCCGCGGACAACCCCAAAGCGAAUCAGAUUCUGGUGGAGGUGAGCAAGGCGGCGCUGAACUUUCGCGACGUGAUGAUCGCCACCGCGCGCAUGUCACCGGCGGACGUCAGCGACCGCAUGGCCUGGGACGACGUCGUCCUGGGUCUGGAGUUUGCCGGUCGCAUUGCCGGAAGUGGAGGAAGUGCUGGAGGUGGUCAUCAGCGAGUGAUGGGCUUCGCCAACAGCCGCGCCAUGGCCACCAGCAUCAUCGCCAACCGGGAGUUCCUCUGGCCGGUGCCCGAUGAGUGGUCGCUGCUGCAGGCGGCCACCGUGCCGGUCGUCUACGCCACCGCCUACUAUGGGCUGCUGAUCAGGGGGCGGCUGCAGAAGGGCGAAUCGGUGCUCAUUCACGCGGGAACGGGGGGCGUCGGCCUGGCAGCCAUCAACAUUGCCCUCUCUCUGGGCUGUCGCCUCUUUGUGACGGCGGGCACCGAGGAGAAGCGCCGCUUCCUGGCCACCACCUACCCCGCUAUUGAAAAGGGCUGCAUCGGCACCACCCGCGACACCUCCUUCGAGACGAUGGUCCUGCAGCAGACGGGAGGAAGGGGCGUGGAUGUGGUGCUUAACUCCCUCACCGACGACAUGUUCUGGGCGACGUUGCGCUGUCUGGCGGACAAUGGCCGUUUCUGCGAGAUUGGCAAGUACCAGUUUAUGAAUGAUGACUUUAUGG
This is a messenger RNA of Rhagoletis zephyria (snowberry fruit fly), 5074 nucleotides long. The record is from RefSeq and is a predicted model, not a curated record. Lineage: Eukaryota; Metazoa; Arthropoda; Insecta; Diptera; Tephritidae.